AUGGCGGUGUGCUUGCAGACACAGCAGUUUGAGGCGAAGCUGAAGAAGGCGGUUCAAGAAGUGAAGUUGAUCUUGGACUCCCAGAGGACUGCCCAAGUCCCAUCUGCCGUUCAUCACGAGUACCAGGACAAGUUUCACUUGGUGGAGAAAGUGUCGCAGCUGACCCUGGCCUCACAGGUGAAUUGCUUGAGCACCUUGGGACUCAGGGACGACGCUUUGGCCCAAGCCUGUCGCCGGGCGCACGAGGGAGCGCAGGUGUCCUUGCGCUUCAAGUCGCAGGAGAAGUGCAGCUUCCUACGUGAGGAGACGCGGCAAGAGGAGGACCCGCGAAAGGUGGUGAAUGAGGUCUCCAUGGGUGGUCUCUCGAUGGGCAUCACCAGCAAGACGGUCACCAAAGUGACAGAGUUCUUCUGGAAGCUUGAAGUGAGCUACGAGCUGGAGGUCUACCGCGGCGUGGGCGCGGAGUCCUCCGAUCGGCUGCAGCUUCUGGCGCGACCGGCCGAGGAGGAGUUGAAGACGAGCAGCAAGGUGUUGCCUCACCCGGAGUCCAACGUCGCCUGCCGGCAGGAGGUUAACAUCACCUGCCUUCUCCGGCACCUCAACGGCGAGUCUUCUUCCAUGCGCUCACCGACCUUCCGCAUUGACCGGGGCACGCAAAGCUGCAAGUCUCCUCGUCGAAACGCAGAGGUGGAGGAGCUGGUCGCAUAUUUCACGCAGCUGGCACAGUGGGCUGCUCGUGUGGGCCAUUACCUGGUCGAGCUGCAAGGCAAGGUGGCCCAGGGCAAGCCGCCGCCCAGCACCUACGGAGGGGCCUUGCUCGUCCCCUCGUUGCCGCUGUUUGCGAAGGGUGCUGCAGCAGACCAUGGCAGUGCUGCCACUGGAGAGCUGGUGGUGCUGGGCGAGGACGCCGAGACGAAAGGCGAAAGCCCCACGUUGGCGGCUUCUGAGUGCAACCUUCUCCUCUCUGAAGAAGCCCGGAGGCUGGCUGAGAAGCGACAGAACAUCAUUGAGACCAUUCCAGAUCGUGGUGUUUUCACCGCGGCUGAAGCAUAUUUAGCUGUGUGCCUUGCACAUUGCAACGAUGUCCUUCUGCACUGGAACGAGUCCAUGGCCUACGUGGAACAACUGCUGCGCGACCAACUCAUCGCUGCCAUCGGUAAGGAAGUGACUCCAGAGGACUUCGGAGCCUACAUGCGCUUCCACUACCGGAAGCUCUUCCUCGACGCCUAUCAACCACAGCCCUUCAGCUUCGCCGUGCGCCGCUCCGGUCGCCACGCGCCGGAGGGCAUGGUGAGCAUCGAGGAGGAGGCCAUGUCCGUCUUUGCACCGAUCAACAGUAUGGUGGCCCUUGGACGUGCUCAGCGCAUGACCUUUGCCUUGAACGCCUCCACCACGGUCUCCUUCAGCUCCAGCAUCCGGUUGCACGCGUGUUUGCUGCAUCGGUUCUCGGGGCAAAGCGGCGGUUCGCUGUCCUUGGUCUCCCGCGCGCGGCAGUUCAGCAGCUUCAUUGUUUUGGUGGGGCGAGUCCUUUCAGCGACCUCCUUCGAUCCCAAAUACGCCAUGCUGCUGCAGAACAAGGAUGAGUUGAAGAUUCCUCUGGAGAUGUCCACCAUCCCCACACCCAAAGAGUUCAAGGACGCGAUCGAGUCACUGAGCCCUGAGAUGCGCAGCUUCGCCAAGGCCUUCCGGGCGAUGCAGCUGGAGAGCACCCUGCGGCCUGGUGAUCCAGAUCAAGCCCCAACUCGAGCAGCUGCUGAAGCUACCAGAGGAGGCACUGAUGAAGGAGAUCAAACUGACCCAGGAUUUGAUGCAGCUUUUCAUCAAGUACCAGAUCCCCAGCGACCUGCUCUCGUAUUCGGAUGA
Durusdinium trenchii is the source of this 1863-nucleotide messenger RNA. The record is from the annotation of a GenBank genome assembly. Lineage: Eukaryota; Dinophyceae; Suessiales; Symbiodiniaceae.